Molecule: messenger RNA, 1560 nt
Organism: Aspergillus steynii IBT 23096
Lineage: Eukaryota; Fungi; Ascomycota; Eurotiomycetes; Eurotiales; Aspergillaceae
Gene: xanG
Product: cytochrome P450 monooxygenase xanG
Exons: 2
Coding region: 1-1560 (519 amino acids)
Molecular function (GO): heme binding; oxidoreductase activity, acting on paired donors, with incorporation or reduction of molecular oxygen; monooxygenase activity
Source: RefSeq, a predicted model, not a curated record
AUGGCACAUACAGCACUCAAGAAUCACACCAACAAGAAUCAACGGACUGGAAAAGAAGAAGCUUCUAGGAAAAUGAUUCCCUUUGCCAUACUUGGCACGCUAGGAAUCAUCACAUUCUUAGUUUUCCUUCUCAUCACACCUUUCGCUCCUAAACGAACCUCCAUCCCGGCAGUUCCAUUGUGGGUUUCUCUCUAUGAUGCGUGUCGGGGCGUGAGCAGACUGCAAUUUUAUAAAACCCGUCUCCAGCCUCUUUUGGACCGACAUGGCGCCGUCUUUGUCUGGAAUGCAGGACGGUGGACAGUCCUCGUCACGAAGCCUGAAUACCUCAUGCGCAUGUUCCGCAAUGAGGCCACAGUGGCCAAAGGGGGCUUUUAUCGGAAGGUCCCUUGGGGAUCCUUCGCGAUGCUCUUUGGCGAAAACAUUAUUGACUCCCAUGGACCGACAUGGGCCCAGUUCAGCUCCAUCAUCAAGCCCGGGAUCCAGAAGCCGACGGACACCGAGCCGGUACGUGUUAAGUCGUCCCAGCUCGCCAGAUUGCUUUUGGAUUCUCAAAAGAGCGCGCCGUCGGGCCAAGGUGUGAUGGUCGAUCCCCUGAUCCAACGCUGGGCCGUGGCGGUGUAUGGCACAUUAUUCCUGGAUUCAGAGAUAAAUUGCUUGGAUGAUGCCGCUAAUCCGCUUGAAAACGCUCUCACCGCGGUAAAGGCCAACGUGGUAGGGCCUAUUUUCUCAGAGUUCCCUAUCCUAGAGAAAGCUUCCUGCUUAUUUCCUCAGCGUCGCCGGGCAAUCGCCGCAAUCAAGACCUUCGAACGUCUGCUGAUCAAACACGUCGACAGCUGGGCUGAAAGCCCAGCGUCCGAAUAUUCCGCGUCUGCUGAAAAGGAGAAGCUUGCCCAUCGCCUGGUCCGAGCACGGAACCAAAACGAACUCACAGAGUUUCAUUACCGUUCCAAUCUGAAGAUGUUGACAAUUGCCGGGCAUGAGAAUGUGCAGCUGGCAUUGACUUCCGCGCUGUGGGAAAUCGGGGUCCAUCAGUCGGUUCAAGGCCAGCUUCGCGAAGAAGCCUCGAAGCUCCCGGAGAACUAUACGGUCCACGAGCUCGACCAACUGCCAUAUCUGACGGCGGUCAUCUAUGAAGUUCUCCGAUUAUACCCACCUAUUAGCCAGCUCAUCAAUCGAUUGACGCUGGAAGAGUUCCAACUCGACACGGGAAUAAGCAUUCCCAAGGGCACGUGGAUGGGAUGGAACUGCUACGGAGUCCACACAAACCCGGAGUUCUGGGGAGAAUUCGCGACAGUCUUCCAGCCUUCACGCUGGGGCAGUGAUAUCGAGUCGAUCAACAGUCUCUUUCGUCGGUCCCAGGCGCGAGGACAUUUUAUCCCCUUUAAUGCGCACGCCCGCAAGUGUCCAGGGAGUGGAUUUGCUAUCGUUCAAAUGAAGGUGGCCCUUGUGGAGAUUCUUCGCAAAGUGUCCUGGACGGUGGAUCCUACGUAUCAUUUUUCUACCACUUCGCGCUCAGUACUAGCUCCACGGAAUUGUCGCUUGAUAUUCACUCCGAGGUGA